Amoebophrya sp. A25 is the source of this 2588-nucleotide messenger RNA. NCBI's taxonomy places the organism in Eukaryota, Dinophyceae, Syndiniales, Amoebophryaceae. The record is from the annotation of a GenBank genome assembly.
AGCAAGCACCUUCAGGGACCUAACGAGUUUGAUCGAGGGACUCUAGCUAGUCUACUUAACGACAAGAUGCCCGGCGAUUUGAUGUGGAACGGAAAGACGAACUUCCAAAAAGAGCGUCCUAAUAUUCGGGCUACCAUCGCGCGUGAUCUCUGCAACGCAUUGGAAGAACUCCUUGGCGAUCUCCCUAAAGCCAAGCGUGCUGGUUUGAAGGCGGUUAUUCAGGAGCUCGAACAAUCGGAGCAUGAUCCCACGAAGAAGCUUGGCGGCAAGAUGUUCAAUGAGAACAAGCACCUGCGUGACGGUGCGUUAGAUCUAAAGCUUCUUUAUCUCCUGGCCGUAGUUUUUGACUUCAGUCGAGUAACUCAGUGUUAGAGUCAAGAUUCUUUAGAGCUUAUCGCUAUAAGCUGGAGGAGGAGGUGCAAAACAAGUCAUGGACGAAAAUCUCGAAAGUCUUCAGCUGUAUCUCGUCAUAUCGGUUUCUUAAAUAGCCCAUUCCUCGCAGGCUGGGCAGCUUUGGACCACCAGGAGCACAUCAAGUUCCUCGCGCUAUCCUCUGGACGUGAUCGCGCCAAGAUUGCUCGCGUUAUCACCAAACCGGAGAUCGCCUUGAAGCUGUGCCAAAAGCUGGGAAUUGCGACCCACCGCGUACUAAGCUACUUGGUCACCUGGAUGCUUAGAGUUGUUGCUGUUGAGCUAGUGCAGGAGCAUGUCUAUCUGUUUUCGUUUUCGUGUGAGUGUUUUUCUAUUCAUGAUUCUUUUACGAAACCUUAGGUGCUCCUCCUGCCUUGUCAAUCUCUUACACCAUAUAAACAUCCUCACCAGCUUCCGCCUGGUGAUUCUGGAGCUCCGAACGAGCAAUCUGUUUUGGCCGAGUUGAACGUGUAUCGCGACAAGACUGGAAAUAGCAUGUGGGACACGUUGGAUUUCUUGGAGCAUGCCCUAGACAAGGCCAGCACCGAGCUCCAGCUGCGCCGUGAUGAGCAACGAGCUGAAUCUGAUGAAGAAGAGUCUGCUCGCCUGGCUGCCUAUGGUGCGAUGAUGAACCGAAAGACCAAGAACUUGGCGAUCAUGAAUCAUCCGAAGUCUGACGCGGUUUUUGCGGUACAUUCUCUCUCCGUCGUAAUGAUGCAUCUAGUUUGAAGCCGUUUGAUAGCUCAUGAUCUGGAUGAUUUUAGAGACAAUAAUUCUGAGAGAAGUGAGGAAGUGAUGUAUUUAAGCAGAGCGUAGUGCUUCCUCUGUAGCGUUCUUAUCAUUACAACCCUACAGGAUCUGAAGGCGCCUGCGCGUCAGGAGCGCAAGCCCCCGAGUCCCCAGAAGGAUUGUCCGCGCAGCCGCUCUCAACACCGUGAACGUGCUCGUCUGAGUCUAUCGCCUGCCACCAUGGAAGCUGCUAAGGCUAAGCUAUUUGGGGCGAAGGCCUAUGCUGGUAGCCCGGACAUCAUCGUGGUGGAGCCUCCUGCUCCGGCAACCACGACUGAGGAGAAGAAGGUCAAGUCCUACCAGCUGAAACCAGACCCCGCUGACAAGGAUGGCAUGCUGCUGGUGACGACAUACGAAGAUGGGACUACAUCUACCACGAAGAAAGAAACGGCUGCUCCCUCGUCGUCCGCUGCUAUCCCGGCUCCGCCGCCGCCUGCUAAAGAGGAGGAGAAGCCGAAAGACGAUGGAGAAAAGGUGGAAACGAAGGUGGAGUCGCUGCCCAACAUGGACGACCUGGACAAGUUCAUGGAAGAGGCUGAAGAAGAGGAGGAUGUAAAGAAGAAGAAAGGCCGUGGCAAGAAGACUGCUGCUGCCAAGUCCAAGCAGAAAACGAAGGGCGAACCAGUCCCGAUGGAAGUCGACUCCUCGCCGCCAAAGGAGAUCAAGACUGCUGGCAAGAAGGUGCGUGGUAAGCAACCCGCAGCAACCGAAAAAAAGAAGGCUGCUCCGAAAAAGGGCGGCAAGAAAGCUGCUGCAGAGGAGGCUGAUGAUGAUGACCUCAACAAGGAGAUGGCGGAGCUUCUCACUAAGAGAAAGGCUUGAGGGGUGAAGAAGAAAGAGGAGGAGAAGUAGUUCGUUAUAUCAGAGUAAGAUGAACCAGCUGGGUCAUGAUUAUAAUACUUUUGACGACGCAUGACUUUUGAGAAAUAUGGAACUACCACGAGAAUCUAUUGAGAAACAUGGCAACUAGCGAUCUACAUCAUUCAAGUUAUCUUGUUCGUUUUCGAAGUUUCAAUUUUGACAGUAACGACCUUUCACUCCAUUCAUGCUAUGAGUUUAGUAGUUGUCGAUGAAUCUGGUGAGCACUAGAAAAAAUUUUAAUUAUAUACAUCUCCUAUCAGUCAUGAAAUCAACGUCAGCACUUUCUACCCCAAUUCACUUUGUGGUCAUGGCUUACACUUCGCCCCACAUUUGAAAUUAUUUCCAUAUUCUUAACUGUUCUGAAUUUGUUAGCAGCUCGACCCGCGUGAUUUUCUACCAUGCAGCAGGCUUUUCCCUACGCUUCUGCAAGAAACCGCUUUGCUUCUGCUCCUCGCGAAUUGCUAAAAACCCUUCAGUGACGUUUUAAACCAUGUCUGAUUGUCGGCGCAUGCUGAUUCACUUUGAUA